UUCCCCCCACCAGCAUUAAAACGUGUCAUGUACCGGAAACGCGUUUCCUCUGACUUGGCGGUGAUGUGUGUUUUUAAACUGCUCGCAAAUCAGCUCAGAAGUAAGAGAUGUGCGGUGACCGUGCUGGAGGUUCUGCAGGAUUCCUGUAAGAGCCCGAUAGAAAUGGAUCAUUACAGCCUUCCAGAGGAUCCACACAUCUAAAAGGAGCGGCUGAAGUUUAUUAUUUCAGAUGUCCUGAGGAUUUCACUGUGAACUUCAGAAAAAUCAGGCUCGGGGCUGUUGCAGAGAGCAGCACGAUUGCCUGGACGCCGGCAGUGCCCAUCUGGAGCCCAGUGCCAGCCACACCGAUGCUUCUUCUGGAGGAAGUGGACGAGUUCACACAGUGUAGUUAGGCCGGCUGUGGUGCGCCCUCCUUAUGCUGUACCAAAGCACAUCCAGAAGCCGGACUAUGUCUCGUCGAGCACAGUGCCUGAGUGGCCUGAUUACAUUGAGAUUAAAGAUGAAGAGCAGAUUCAGGGUUUGAGGAGAGCCUGCCAGCUCGCCAGACACAUUCUCCUGCUCGCUGGAAACAGCCUCAAGGUUGGCAUGACGACAGACGAAAUAGACUUCAUUGUGCACCAGGAGGCGAUCAGACACAACGCCUACCCCUCUCCUCUGCUCUACGGUGGAUUCCCCAAAUCAGUCUGCACCUCUGUAAACAACGUGGUGUGUCACGGCAUACCAGACAGUCGACAGCUUCAAGACGGUGAUAUCAUUAACGUAGACGUUACUGUUUACCUGGAGGGUUACCAUGGAGACACAUCGGAGACAUUUUUGAUUGGUUCGGUGGACGAGCGAGGCAGGAAGUUGGUGGAUGUGGCGAGGCAGUGCAGAGACCAGGCCAUCGCUGCGUGUGGACCAGGACAGCCACUAUGUGUUAUUGGUAACACGAUCAGUGAAAUCGCCAACUCGAGCGGCUUUUGCGUGUGUCCGUACUUCAUCGGUCAUGGCAUCGGGUCCUAUUUCCACGGUCACCCAGAGAUAUGGCAUCAUGCCAAUGACAAUGACUUGCAAAUGGAGGAGGGCAUGGCCUUCACCAUAGAGCCCAUUCUAAUGGAAGGAACCUCGGAAUUCCGUAUCCUUAGCGACAACUGGACUGCGGUUUCUAUGGACGACAAAAGGUCAGCCCAGUUUGAGCACACGGUUGUUAUCACCUCCGAUGGCGUGGAGAUUCUGACCAAACUGCCAGACGAAGCUUGACUGUGGUCGAGGAGCAAGUCUGUGUGUGUCUAAGCCUGAAUAAGAGCGUGUCAGAACUGUGUGAGAGAUGUGUUUGUAUGUGUAAUACGCAGAAAGAGCGCUAUUUGAAUAAAAACCUUUUGUAGUGUCCAAACAAACGUGUCUUCUGCAUUUUUAAAGGGCUCAUAUAAUGGAAAACUGAAUUUUCCACAGUUUAAAAUAAAUAAAUAAAUGUUGUGUGUAAACACUGUUACAUACCCAGA
This is a messenger RNA of Colossoma macropomum (tambaqui), 1481 nucleotides long. RefSeq names its product methionyl aminopeptidase type 1D (mitochondrial) (gene metap1d). Gene Ontology annotation, biological process: proteolysis. Lineage: Eukaryota; Metazoa; Chordata; Actinopteri; Characiformes; Serrasalmidae. Bases 586 to 1239 code for a protein of 217 amino acids. The transcript has 11 exons. The record is from RefSeq and is a predicted model, not a curated record. Gene Ontology annotation, molecular function: metalloaminopeptidase activity.